GUUUCCUGAAGUUGUCGCUUUAUUCCGGAGCCCGGCCCGCGAACCGGUCAGAUCGGCGAGGCCGCCUUGCCCGGGAGAAGUCGGAGUUGGGGUGCUAAGCGGGGAGGUGCCCCGAGACCGAGAGCGGCUUCAUCCUCCUUCUCUUUGCUCGCCCCUCGCCUUCCCGGAGCGCCGCGGGUAUCGGACUUGUACUAAAGAAGAGGAGGAAGGGUUGGGGUCGCCAGCGUCUCCCCUCCCCGGCGGAUACCGCUCCGGGCCGGAGCCGCGUAGACAGCCUCCCGGGACGUAGCCACGGGGUACGGGACCUCACCAGGAUUAUAAAACUGUUCGGAAGACCAACCCCACGAAGAAAAGGCUGGUUGCCAUGUGGGGACUACUGAUCUGGACUCUGCUGGCCCUGCACCAGAUCCGCGCGACCGGAGCCCAAGAUGACGUGGCCCCCUACUUCAAGACGGAGCCGGUGCGAACACAGGUGCACCUGGAGGGGAAUCGCCUGGUACUCACGUGCAUGGCCGAGGGCAGCUGGCCACUGGAGUUCAAGUGGCUCCACAACGACAGGGAGCUGACCAAGUUCUCUCUGGAGUACAGGUACAUGAUCACCAGCCUGGACCGCACCCACGCCGGCUUCUACCGCUGCAUCGUGCGUAAUCGGAUGGGCGCUCUGCUGCAGCGGCAAACCGAGGUCCAGGUGGCCUACAUGGGGAGCUUUGAGGAGAGUGAGAAGCACCAGAGCGUCUCCCAUGGAGAAGCAGCCGUCAUCCGCGCCCCACGCAUCGCCAGCUUCCCACGGCCGCAGGUGACCUGGUUCCGGGAAGGCCGCAAGAUCCCACCCAGCAGCCGCAUAGCCAUCACCCUGGAGAACACCCUUGUCAUCCUGUCAACAGUGGCUCCGGAUGCAGGCCGCUACUACGUGCAAGCAGUUAAUGACAAGAACGGGGAUAACAAGACCAGCCAGCCCAUCAUUCUCGCCGUGGAGAAUGUAGGGGGCCCCGCAGACCCCAUUGCUCCAACCAUCAUCAUUCCUCCCAAGAACACCAGCGUGGUGGCCGGGACCUCGGAGGUGACCAUGGAGUGCGUGGCCAAUGCCAGGCCCCUGAUCAAGCUGCACAUCAUUUGGAAGAAGGAUGGGGUGCUGCUGUCCAGCGGCAUCAGCGACUACAACCGCCGGCUCACCAUCCCCAACCCCACGGGCAGCGACGCCGGUUACUACGAGUGUGAGGCCAUCCUUCGCAGCAGCAGUGCCCCCUCUGUCGUCCGUGGCGCCUACCUGUCUGUGCUGGAACCGCCUCAGUUUGUCAAGGAGCCAGAGAGACACAUCACAGCAGAGAUGGAGAAAGUGGUGGACGUCCCCUGUCGGGCCAAAGGUGUGCCACCACCCUCCAUCACCUGGUACAAGGACUCGGCCGUGGUGGAGGUGGGGAGGCUGAGCCGCUUCCGGCAGCGAGGCGACGGGGGCCUGCAGAUCAGCGGGCUAGUGCCCGACGACACCGGCAUGUUCCAGUGCUUCGCCCGCAACGCGGCCGGCGAGGUGCAGACCUCCACCUACCUGGCCGUCACCAGCAUCGCCCCCAACAUCACCAGGGGCCCCCUGGACAGCACGGUGAUUGAUGGCAUGUCCGUGGUGCUGGCUUGUGAGACUUCGGGGGCACCCCGGCCGGCCAUCACUUGGCAGAAAGGGGAGCGCAUCCUGGCCAGCGGCUCAGUCCAGCUGCCUCGCUUCACGCUGCUGGAAUCCGGCAGCCUGCUCGUCAGCCCCACGCACACCUCCGACGCCGGCACCUACACCUGUUUGGCCACCAACUCUCGGGGGGUCGAUGAAGCCUCGGCCGACCUGGUCGUGUGGGCCCGGACCCGCAUCACCAAGCCCCCCCAGGACCAGAGCGUCAUCAAGGGAACCCAGGCCUCCAUGAUGUGCGGAGUGACCCACGACCCCCGAGUGACUGUCAGGUACGUCUGGGAGAAGGAUGGGGCCACGCUGAGCAUGGAGGGCAACCCCCGCAUCCGUCUGGACAGAAACGGCUCCCUGCACAUCUCGCAGACGUGGUCCGGGGACAUCGGCACCUACACCUGCCGGGUGCUCUCAGCCGGAGGCAACGACUCUCGCAGUGCCCACCUGCGUGUGAGGCAGCUGCCUCAUGCCCCUGAGCACCCAGUGGCGACUCUCAGCGCUGCAGAGAGAAGGGCCAUCAACCUGACGUGGGCCAAGCCCUUUGACGGCAACAGCCCACUGAUCCGCUACGUCCUGGAGAUGUCAGAGAACAAUGCCCCCUGGACGGUGCUUCUGGCCAGUGUGGACCCCGAGGCCACCUCGGUGAUGGUCAAGGGCUUGGUUCCCGCACGUUCCUACCAGUUCCGUCUUUGUGCCGUCAACGACGUGGGGAAAGGACAGUUCAGCAAGGAAACAGAGAGGGUCUCCCUUCCUGAGGAGCCCCCCACAGCCCCUCCCCAGAAUGUCAUCGCCAGCGGCCGGACCAACCAGUCCAUCAUGAUCCAGUGGCAGCCACCUCCCGAGAGCCACCAGAAUGGCAUCCUUAAGGGCUACAUCAUCAGGUACUGCCUGGCCGGGCUGCCUGUUGGGUACCAGUUUAAGAACAUAACAGAUGCUGAUGUCAACAACCUGCUGCUGGAGGACCUCAUCAUCUGGACCAACUAUGAGAUCGAGGUGGCCGCCUACAACAGCGCCGGACUGGGCGUCUACAGCAGCAAAGUCACCGAGUGGACACUGCAGGGAGUCCCCACGGUCCCUCCGGGCAACGUGCACGCAGAAGCCACCAACUCCACGACCAUCCGCUUCACCUGGACUGCCCCCAGCCCCCAGUUCAUCAACGGCAUCAACCAGGGCUACAAGCUGAUGGCCUGGGAGCCAGAGCAGGAAGAGGAGGUUACCAUGGUGACCGCCCGGCCCAACUUUCAAGACAGCAUCCACGUGGGCUUUGUGUCGGGCCUGAAGAAGUUCACUGAGUACUUCACCUCAGUGCUGUGCUUCACCACCCCGGGCGACGGGCCUCGCAGCACCCCGCAGCUGGCACGCACCCAUGAGGACGUGCCAGGGCCCGUGGGACACCUGAGCUUCAGUGAAAUCCUGGACACCUCGCUGAAGGUCAGCUGGCAAGAGCCAGGGGAGAAGAACGGCAUCCUCACAGGAUAUCGGAUCUCCUGGGAGGAGUAUAACCGGACCAACACCCGCGUGACCCACUACCUGCCCAACAUCACCCUGGAGUACCGUGUCACGGGCCUCACCGCGCUCACCACCUACACCAUCGAGGUGGCCGCCAUGACCGCCAAGGGCCAGGGCCAGGUGUCUGCCUCAACCAUCUCCUCCGGGGUGCCUCCAGAACUCCCAGGAGCCCCCACCAACCUGGGCAUUUCCAACAUUGGCCCCCGCUCCGUGACCUUGCAGUUCAGGCCAGGUUAUGAUGGGAAGACCUCCAUCUCCCGCUGGCUAGUGGAGGCCCAGGUGGGCGUGGUCGGGGAGGGAGAGGAGUGGCUGCUGAUUCACCAGCUCCUCCACGAGCCCGACGCCCGGUCCAUGGAGGUGCCCGACCUGAACCCCUUCACCUACUACAGCUUCCGCAUGCGCCAGGUGAAUAUCGUGGGCACUAGCCCACCCAGCCAGCCUUCCAGAAAGAUCCAGACCCUCCAGGCGCCCCCGGACAUGGCCCCGGCCAACGUGACGCUGCGCACAGCAAGUGAGACCAGCCUGUGGCUCCGCUGGAUGCCUCUCCCGGAGAUGGAAUACAACGGAAACCCCGAGUCAGUGGGCUACAAGAUCAAGUACAGCCGGGCGGACGGCCAUGGCAAGACGCUGAGCCACGUGGUCCAAGACCGCGUGGAACGGGAGUACACCAUCGAGGACCUGGAGGAGUGGACGGAGUACCGCGUCCAGGUGCAGGCCUUCAACGCCAUCGGGAGUGGGCCCUGGAGCCAGAUGGUGAUGGGCAGGACCCGGGAGUCAGUGCCGUCCUCGGGCCCCACCAACGUGUCUGUGCUGGCCACCACCUCCAGCAGCAUGCUGGUUCGCUGGAGCGAAGUCCCAGAGGCCGACCGCAACGGGCUGGUGCUGGGCUACAAGGUGCUGUAUAAGGAGAAGGACUCGGACUCCCAGCCCCGGUUCUGGCUGGUGGAAGGGAACUCGUCACGCAGCGCCCAGCUCACAGGCCUGGGCAAAUACGUGCUCUAUGAGGUGCAGGUGCUGGCCUUCACGCGGAUUGGGGACGGCAGCCCCAGCCAUCCUGCCAUCCUGGAGCGGACCCUGGAUGACGUCCCGGGACCACCCAUGGGCAUCCUGUUCCCCGAGGUGAGGACCACAUCGGUGCGGCUGAUCUGGCAGCCCCCCGCUGCCCCCAACGGCAUCAUUCUUGCCUACCAGAUCACACACAGGCUCAACGCCACCACGGCUAGCACUGCCACCGUGGAGGUGCUCGCGCCCAGCGCCCGCCAGUUCACGGCCACCGGCCUCAAGCCAGAGUCCGUCUACCUGUUCCGCAUCACGGCCCAGACCCGCAAGGGCUGGGGAGAGGCUGCCGAGGCCUUGGUGGUGACCACAGAGAAGAGAGACCGCCCGCAGCCCCCCAGCAAGCCCGUGGUGCAGCAGGAGAACGUGAAGGCACGCAGCGUGCUGCUGUCCUGGGAGCCCGGGAGCGACGGGCUGUCACCCGUGCGCUACUACACCAUCCAGACCCGCGAGCUGCCCAGUGGCAGGUGGGCCCUGCACUCAGCCUCUGUGAGCCACAACGCCUCCGCCUUCGUUGUGGACAGGCUCAAGCCCUUCACGUCCUACAAGUUCCGAGUGAAGGCCACCAAUGACAUUGGGGACAGCGAUUUCAGCAAGGAGUCAGAACCACUGACCACCCUGCAGGCCGCCCCUGAUGAAGCGCCCACAAUUGUCUCGGUGACACCGCACACCACCACCUCCGUGCUGAUCCGAUGGCAGCCACCGUCAGAAGACAAGAUCAACGGCAUCCUCCUGGGCUUCCGGAUCCGGUACCGGGAGCUGCUCUACGAGGGUCUGAGGGGCUUCACGUUGCGUGGCAUCAACAACCCGGGGGCCAAGUGGGCGGAGCUCACCUCCUUGUACUCCGUGCGGGACCUGAGCCGGCCCAGCCUCACACAGUACGAGCUGGACAACCUGAACAAGCACCGGCGCUACGAAAUACGCAUGAGUGUGUACAACACUGCGGGCGAGGGGCCCUCCAGCCCUCCCCAGGAGGUCUUCGUUGGGGAGGCAGUGCCCACGGCAGUGCCCCGCAACGUGGCCGUCCACGGCGCCACGGCCACGCAGCUGGAUGUGACGUGGGACCCACCCCCGCUGGAGAGCCAGAACGGAGACAUCCAGGGCUACAAGAUUUAUUUCUGGGAGGCCCAGCGACGGAACCUCACGGAGCGGGUGAAGACGCUUUUCCUGGCCGAGAACAGCGUCAAGCUCAAGAACCUGACCGGCUACACUGCCUACAUGGUCAGCGUGGCAGCCUUCAACGCCGCGGGGGACGGGCCUCGGAGUACCCCGGCCCGGGGCCAGACCCAGCAAGCAGCCCCCAGUGCUCCCAGCUCGGUCAAGUUCAGUGAGCUGACCACCACCUCAGUGAACGUGUCCUGGGAGGCUCCGCAGUUCCCCAAUGGUGUCCUGGAGGGCUACCGGCUGGUGUACGAGCCCUGCACCCCCGUGGAUGGAGUCAGUAAGAUCGUGACAGUGGACGUGAAGGACAGCAGCCCUCUGUGGCUGAAGGUGAAGGACCUGGCGGAGGGCAUGACCUACAGGUUCCGUAUCAGAGCCAAGACCUUUGCCUACGGGCCCGAGAUCGAAGCCAACGUCACCACGGGCCCCGGAGAAGGUGCCCCCGGACCGCCCGGAGUGCCCAUCAUCGUGCGGUACAGCUCGGCCAUUGCCAUCCACUGGUCCAGCGGAGACCCCGGCAAAGGCCCCAUCACCCGCUACGUCAUAGAGGCCAGACCUUCAGACGAGGGGCUCUGGGACAUCCUCAUCAAAGACAUCCCCAAGGAGGUGACAUCCUACACGUUCAGCAUGGACAUCCUCAAGCCUGGCGUGAGCUAUGACUUCCGGGUCAUCGCUGUCAACGACUACGGCUUUGGCACCCCCAGCAGCCCCUCCCAGUCUGUGCCAGCCCAGAAAGCCAACCCCUUCUACGAGGAGUGGUGGUUCUUGGUGGUCAUCGCGCUCGUUGGCCUCAUCUUCAUCUUGCUUCUGGUCUUUGUGCUCAUCAUCCGAGGCCAGAGCAAGAAGUAUGCCAAGAAGACAGACUCAGGGAACAGUGCCAAGUCUGGUGCCCUGGGCCAUGGGGAGAUGAUGAGCUUGGAUGAGAGCAGUUUUCCUGCCCUAGAACUCAACAACCGGCGGCUCUCCGUCAAGAACUCCUUCUGCCGAAAGAACGGCCUGUAUACCAGGUCUCCUCCUCGGCCCAGCCCGGGCAGCCUCCACUACUCCGACGAGGACGUCACCAAGUACAACGACCUCAUCCCAGCCGAGAGCAGCAGCCUGACCGAGAAGCCCUCGGAAAUCUCUGACUCUCAGGGAAGCGACAGCGAGUACGAAGUCGACCCGAGCCCCCAGAAGGCCCACUCUUUUGUCAACCACUACAUCAGUGACCCCACCUAUUACAACUCGUGGAGGCGGCAGCAGAAGGGGAUCUCGCGGGCCCAGGCCUACAGCUACACGGAGAGCGACCCGGGCGAAGACCCCACCGCCCUGUCCAACGGCAGCAGCGCCCAGCAGGGCAGCCUCUUCCGGCCCAAGGCCAGUCGGACCCCAACGCCCCAAAACCCCCCGAACCCCCCGAGUCAGCAGAGCACCCUCUACCGCCCCCCCAGCAGCCUCGCCCCUGGCUCCCGGGCUCCUAUAGCAGGAUUUUCAUCAUUUGUUUGAUGUCAUCCUCGUUGUCGGAAGAGGAAAAAGAAAGAAAACACAGCAGCAAACUCCCCUUCCGCCCCUCCUCGCGCCGCCUGCCAGAAAGCAGAAACACCAAGAAACCAAGUCAACUUUUCACCUCCUGAGUUUAUUUUUCCAGAGAUUCCAGGGCCAGCAAAGCCGGGGUUGAGAAGGAUGGAGAAAAACCACGAGAGGACGUGUGUGGCUUCGAGAUUGUGGGGUCUGCUGCGCCUUCGGGGGGCUGAGCAGAGUAGGGGGGCUGGCUGCGGUGGACACAAGUGGGUUGGGCCCCUGGAGAG
Molecule: messenger RNA, 7182 nt
Organism: Mesoplodon densirostris (Blainville's beaked whale)
Lineage: Eukaryota; Metazoa; Chordata; Mammalia; Artiodactyla; Ziphiidae
Gene: SDK2
Product: sidekick cell adhesion molecule 2
Exons: 45
Coding region: 365-6880 (2171 amino acids)
Molecular function (GO): protein binding
Source: RefSeq, a predicted model, not a curated record